GCUUGGCUCGCGGAGACCCCCUCUUCCACUCCGUCGCCCCCGCUUGGCAAGUAAGCAGAAGCUGUGGCCGAUGCGCUGUCUUGUGCGAUGUACUGUGCGACUUUCACUGUGACCGGUGAGUGAUUUCGGUGAGAGGCUGCACCGACCACUAAUCCGACGAGGGACUCAAACAGCUAACCGAUGAUCAUAGACUUCCGUAACCGCUCAAUGAAAUCGGAGCCGCCUGGCAGCGGGCGCCAGCCGAGUGGUCCCGUGCCAGGGGCCUGCGACAUGUCCAAAGCUUUACGAAACGGCGACAGAAGUGAAGCGGUGCUUCGACAAGUGAGUCUCGUCGCGGCAUUCCACGACCACAUCUCGUGCGCGAAGUCCGCGGAACUCCUCGAGCCCAUGCCGUGCGAGAGUGACCACUUGUACGCGCACUGUGGUGACGACGCGCCCGACGACACCGAGCAGGACAGACUGCGGGCCAUCGUCGUGCUGCAUACGGAUUUGAUACAGCACCAGCAGGAGCUGAUCGCGGAGCGAGACAGGCAGAUCGACGAGCUGCGCGUCCAGCGAGACGAGCUGCAAGAACGGCUGCGCCGCCUGCAGGCGUGCGUCGCGCAUGUCGCCUGUCAGACGGAGGAGGCGCUGCUCAACGUCGCGGCCCCGGCACCCCUGCUGGCCGAGCUGCUGCGGCCCGUGCCGGAACCACAGAGCAGCCCGGCGGAUUCGUCGUACGAACCCAUUGCCGAGGUCGCUCCUUGCGAGAGCGAAGAAGCGCCCGCGGAACGCGAAGAGGAGCAACCGGUGGCCUCGGAGCAGCGCCGCCACGCGCAAGUCCCGAAGGCCGCCGAGCCCUGCGACGACCUCGAGCAGCGGCCCCCCGCUGGCCGACCGGCAGCCGAGCCUGCCCGCACCGAGAGCGUCCAGCAGCAGGCCGAGGCUGCGCCGCCGCCCAGGGGACCCCCUCCGGCCGCCGAGGACGAGGAGCGCGCCCAGGAGGCGCCCGCCGAGGUGCCCGCUGCCCCCGUCCAGUCUUCGUCGCAGGAGGCCGCCGCACCGCCCGAGAGUCCGGCCAGGAAAGCCGCCCGCAAGAGGUCCGCCGCCACCAGGGACGAUGCCGGCCCAGUGUUAUGGAGUGAUCGGACCUACUCCACCUGCCUGCCCCCUCCGCCGCCGGAAGAGCCCAUCGAGGUCCCAACAUGGAGGGUGAACCACAUCACCAGUUUGUACUCCAUGGAAGGAACUGAGAACCUUGAUGAUGAGGUCUUCCGCAAGAGACAUGCCAAGCUGGAGGCAAACGAGAAGCGCAGGAAACGCUGGGACCUUCAGCUAUUGCGAGAGCAGCAGCACACCGAGCGCCUUCGCCGCCGGAUGGAACGCAGCGUGGAAAGGCCGCCAAGCUGCCCGCCCUCGUUCUGUGGCGAUCUCAAGCAUAUUGGAUACAUCGAGGUCGUGGAGAGUCUGCCAGUGGUGGCCUUUGGUCAGCCCAUACCCGAGCUGCAGCCUGCGGAGUUUUCAUUGCCAUGGGUGAAACACUCCUCCCGCCACGGCGAGUCCUCGACGGCAGGCGAGAGAAUGGCGGCGAAAAAGCAGCGUAAGAACAUGCAGCCAAAGGGACCGUGGCGAUAGCUGCAAGAAGCAAAAACAACGCUCCUGAACAUUCGCCACAAGGACUGCGGCGUGAGCUCUGCUCAGGACUGAGCCCCUGGGUACUGAGUGCCAGCUCCGACCGGGUGAUGGAAGACCCGUCACUGAGGCGCCACGACAGUCGCCGGUCUCGCUGCAGGACACGGUCGCCUGACCACGAAACUCUCAGCCCCGGGCCCUGCGCGCCACGAACAUCAUUGACGCGCAUGUGCGUUUCCCGCUGCCCGUGAGGAAAAAUGAAGUGGAGAGAGAGUGUGAACACAGUGGCAAUGCCACGCUAAAUAAAAACAGACCCACAUGCAUGUCUUGACGCGUGCCGACGCCGCUUCGUCUGGUGGGGAGGGGGGGUGAUAAAAGGCGAAAGAAAUGUCUCUGGAGACGCCAAGGUGCCAGAAAGCCUGAUCGGUUUGAUUCUGGCAUCUUGCGUUGUGUGUGUGUGGAUGUGCUGUGAUGGCAUGGUGCUCGCUGCAGUCGAGCUGCUCGAAGAUGCUUCCAGCAUCUCGGUUGCGCGAGCGUGAGCGGGUAGCCAAGAUGCUGGAACGUGAUGCUCGUUCCAGCACCUUUGUUUCUCGGUAUGUUACCUGGACAGAGUGAGUGGCUCGCCCGAACCAAGAUGUUGGAAUGCUGCCACUUCCUACAUCUUGGUUCAUGCGACCACGUUGCGAGUAUUUUGCAUGUGUCGCAGUCGCCGCUGCCUGCUUCGAUAAAUGUGAUGCAAGGACAGGAAACCAUUAUCAGUGCUUACAGUGACCAACAGCAGAGGCGUAGGGAUGCGAACGAAAUUCCAAGGCCUUAACUGUUGGCCAGCGUGAUAGAACUUUUGUGCAUGCUCUCCUUAAGCGAAGCAUGGUGCACCGUGUACAUAGUGAGUGUAAUCAGUGACGCACAUUGUACUUGGACGUGCAGAGCAGCUUGUGGUCCCUUAGUGUGCCAAUAAAUGGGAAUUAUUGUGAUUGCCCUUAUUGCGCAAACUCUGUGGUCACGGGUUUCUUGCCAGACUUGCAGACAACUUGCAGAUCCACUCUUGGUGGGGAGGUCGGACCGUGCCUGGUUUCAAGUGCUAGGUCGGGUGCUUUAUUUCAAAGGUAGAGGUAGGUGCCACGGGAACCCUGUCCAUUUGUUCCGUUGAGAUUGACUGCUGAUGCUCCAGUUUGUAGAGGUUGCACUCUUAAAAGCUGUACUCUCUUUUGGCCAUAACUUUGUUCCAUAACAAUGAGUCAACAGUCUCGUGUGCCUUUCUUUCGCAUAACGCUGCGUGCCCACUACGUGUAACGCCGUGGACGUCUCUGCGCGCUGUAGCGUUUCUGGCACGAAAGUAGCAGGCACAGAGUGUGAAGUACGCACACAAGAUUGGGGACGACUAUCGGUGUAGAGCAGGUGUCAACCCUGCAAAGUAUCGAUGUCACACCCUAGUGCCUUGCGUAGCAGGUUGGGAGAGAUUCACACCAUGCAUUUGACCACAGCAUAGUGUGUGUGCCUUCCCCCAUGGGCCCGUUCUCUGUUGGUUGAACUCUUUUGAAAAGUGUGCAGGCUAGAAAUGAGGACGCAAAGAAUAGGCUACUACCGUAUUUACUCGGCUGCAAUGCACCCCCGAAUCCAAUGCGCACCCAGUUUUCACGGGUUUAAAGAAAAUAUGGGCGCACCCGAAUGUGACAUGCCACCGAUUCAUAAAAGAAAAAUAUAGGAUGCCCUCCUCCACUUUCGCAAUCGGGAAAGACGAGAUGUACAGAAUUUAUUUUCACAGAUGGGAAUAUAUCUUUUUUUAGUGAGCUGUCAUAAUGAAAGUGGCACGUAAUUGCCAUUUGAACUUCAUUGGCCACAGAUGUCGAGCACACAGGGCUGGUAAUCUCGAGCUAUCACUUUAAAGACUGCUAUCACUUUCGCUAGACUGCAUUGAACCUGUUGAAGUAUGUGGCCGACAGCGUUCCUGGCACUGUGUGGAAAUAGCGUGUUUCGCACAGUGCAAGAAAUGCUAGCGGCCGAUUACACCGACCCAUCGGUGCCCACUCGCACGAAUAUGAUAGUAUCUACGGAAGUUAUUGGCCGAGGAUAUUGAUCUAGAUCAUAGCAGAACACAAAUGAAAUGGACAGUGGCAAUAAUGUGCUCACACCAUUUUGUUGUGGCACUGACACUGUGUUUGACAGCUCUGAUGGCAGGCUAUUGCCAAUGCUGCGAAUGUGGUUUUGGUUUCAUAACUGAUUGUGAUGUGCAGGCAGUUUUCGGACACAUUUUCUCUGAAGAAAGGUGCGUAUUAGAUUCGGGUAAAUAUGGUAUUAGAAGUCUAGAAGCAGAAUGCAUUGACUGACUAGUUGGUAUGUAUUCAUGGCUAACUUUAGUGAAAACAGGACGACCAUUCUUUUGUUGUCCUUUUGUGCCAAAGUUUAUUAUGAAGUCUGAAAGUGUUUGGCUGUACGUUAAUUUAAGCUAGCUUCGGGUGUGGGUAACAAGCUAGGUGCAAGUGAUUGUUGUCACUGUGACUGUUGAGCUUCACCACUGGGCCUCCUCGAUUAUCAGUCCCGGACUGUUCUAAACGCUGCAUACACAACACUCAUUGGCUGAAAUUGGCUCAUUGGGCAAUUUGGGAUUGUAAGGGAUGAAUAAUCGAAGAGGCCCAGUGUUGCAGCAUUUGCCAUCCUCAGCAUUUGCGUCCUAGCAAGGGGGUAAAAAAAUCCAUUGUCAGUCAGUUCAUUGACUCCUUUUAAACGCUGUCGGGGGAAACUUCAUGGAAUUUUCAAACUACUUACUGCUGAAUUCAAGCACAUAGCAGGCAGAUUCAGAUGUGUAUUACGUGCACUUUUAUUUUUGCCUGUAACUUAAAGACAACUAUUCCGAAAAUGGAGUACAACCCUACAUGCAAGUUUCAGUUGUCUGGACAGGAAACAAGGGGAAUGGAAAGUGUAAAACAGUGUGUGCGAAUACUCAAGGUCAACGGCAAAAUGUGAUGUGUGCUACUAGCCUGGUUUUUUUGCAGUAGUUGAAGCAAAGUAACUGGCACCUCGAUGGGCAGGGCUUGUUUUCAUCUGUACUGGUGCAAACUGAUAAUAUGGAUACAGAUUGGCAUCAAAAGGUUAAAGGCACCACUUCUUGGAGGAUAGCUUGGCAGCGUGGCUACUCAGUCGGUACGCAAUCGGUGAAAAAGUAAUCAAAAACAUUUCUAGAGCGCUUGGGGGGAAAAAGGAUGCACCUUAGAAGAAAACAGAAAGGAUGGUAAAACAGGAGGGGGUGCUGGGCUUGCAGCAUAUAUUCAAAGAUUAGAGUGGCAAGGACUUCCAGCAUCCUCUCUAUCCCGUCACCUCCUCUGUGUUUUUCUGAGGUCCUUUUUUUUUUUUCUGCACCAAGCGUUGGAAAUGUCUCGGAUGUCUCAAGUUCGAACUAGCCCAGCUUUCACCAUUAGAAGUGUUAAAGUAGAUGGAGCUUUCUGCUAACCUUGCAGCUUUUUAUGGCAUUUAAAAAAGAAUGCAUUUAGUGCCUCCUGAUUAUUGUGUUCCUUAUGCAGAGAGUCUGCAUUGCAGAGUUCACCCGUGCUACCACUAACCUGAGCAUGACGAAGGCUCAGACUGCACGCACUUUAGUUCAUUUGCAGAGCUGUUCACACAAUUGGACUACAUUCGCAUACUGUAGCUUUGCGACUACUAACUAUAUGACUUUGUCGUCCGUGGGUAUGACACCUUUGGUGUGGCUGAUGGGCACUUUUGUCUUUGAACAGUGUGGUUAAACGGAUGCGACGAAACUUUGGCAUCUUUUUAAAGCUUCUGCAAACACAACAGUGCCCAGUGAUAGUGAGGAAAGAUGUGAUGCUGCUCUUGCCACUAGUGAUUGUUUGACUGUGGCAGCUCAUUCAUGAUAAUAAAGAAGCACAAGAAGGCUGGAACAAUUGAAGAAGCAUGAGCUAGCAAAUUAAAGGCAACACAUCAAAGGGCAGGAAAGUGAAGUAGCAAACUCUUCCUUUCCCUCAACAAAGGCAGUUUCCAGGCUCGCAGAUAUGCGAGCAUUGCGUGCAGAACAGCUGAGGAAGCAAUGAACAAACCAUUCUCCAUGUCUGAGCAACACGGGGUGUAAAAGAGGUGCUGCAGUACAGGGUGGCAUUCUCGAGUGAUGACUCCCGGGGAAUUAUCACUUCUGCGAGAUUUCGUGUGACUUGACACAAUACACAUCAUUACAUACGGCCGACGUUGUUCCUGGCACUGAGCCAAGCUCGCCCUCUUCGGAGAGUGCCAGAAAUGUUGUUGGUCGUCCAGUGCCAAGUCACGCAAAAUCUGGUGAAAGCGAUCAUACUACCGAAGCGAUCAUUCAGUAAUAACACUGCCCCAAGGUUCUUGAUAAACCUCUCUUGCCCGUGUGAAAUCUCCCGUGUUUGCUCUGUGUCGUGGUUGAAGGUAUUAAUGGAGUCUGGUGCACCGCACACAAGACAGGUAGCUAGGGGCCCUGUAUUCAUCGAGUUAACAGAAUUCACUCUUGGGCUCGUUUGUUCAUACUAGACUCAGUAUUGCCAAGACACAGUUCCACAUCAAAGAAUAUUGGAACAACUUGUUCACCUUUAUUUCUGGCUAUAAAUAGUGCGCUUCUACAAAAAAUAAAACAAUGAAAUGUUAUUUGAGUCAGAACUUGCUUAGUCUAUAAUUAAAGUAUUAGUAAUUGGUUUGGUGAGCCUUUCACUGUUAAGCCUUCACUCCUGCAUAUAAAAAAAAUGCAACUGUGGAGCUUGCUUUAAGUUUCCUAUGCUUAACUUGGCAAAGAAGGAUAAAACAGUUGCGCAGAAAUAAACAAGGGCGAGAUGAGCACACAGGACAAGCAUCCAUCUGCCCAUCUGUGUACCUAUCUCGCCCUCGUUUAUUCUGCACUGCUGUUUCAUCCUCCUUCGUUGCAAUCGAACUCGCCCAGGAAAGUCUUCUGGCAAAUCAGCAUUUUUAAGCAUCAAGCGCAGCUGAGCAUGUAUGAUAUAUCGAGCACUGCAGGGUUAAAAAUAGUAACUAAUGUUAACACAAGGCAGCAGUCAUCCUGUCACCUUUCUUGUAUCUGUUGUGUUAAUACUGUGAUUAUUACUUUACGUAGUCGUUGAGUUAGGUGCACCCUUCAGCUAGGUCACACGUGGAAUCACAGUGGUGCUGGGAUGUGUGUGGCAGACGCUUGUCAUGCAGAAUGAUUGUUUCAAUAGGGCCUCUCACCUCAGUUGAUGCUAAGCUCUUGAUUGGCGCAUGCGUUGUAGGCCACUUAUUUGGACUAAUGGACACAUGCGACAACCAGGCCCCAAAGGUACUGACAACCAUGCAGAAAGUUAUUAAAAUGCAAAUGAAAUGUCAGGCUCUUUGAAUGCCCAGAAAUGUGUGGAUAGCCGCGGUUCAUGCGCUUGUUGGUCAUUACAUUGUGUCUCUGAUGAGGAAAUGAUCCUCUGAAAAUGUAAUGUGGGCAGCUGCUAGUACAUUCAGAGCAGACUGUGUUUGCGAGAUCUGCACACUUUACAUCAUACCCAGUGCCACAGUACGCUCAAAGCGCACGUCAACGCUUCAGACAAGGUGCAGACAUCCUUGUGAAUGGUCAUGCAACCUGAGAGGGGCACAGCGUGUCCUUGUUUUCUCCUUGUGUGGCUGGUUCCAUUUAGAAAGCAGCAGAAUAGUGUCGAGCUUGUUUCUUUAACUUCAGUAGGCCAGAUAGGCACCUUGCUUACUAAGGUCCCUGUGUACUUGAAAAGGCUGUGCAUUUUCCUCCUUUGAAUGUUAGCGUCAUUUUCAAGCACCUUUUCAAGCGUUUCCUUUUUUGGAUAAGUGCCAUUGCCAUCAUUGCUUUAGAAUCACGAAGUAGGUUCCAAAUUUAACCGUUUGUGCCCUUCUUUUGGCAAGUUUAUUUGUGAAAUGGAAGUAUCAAGUUGCUGAAAUACGCAUGAAGAUGGCAGCAACAGGAACGAUUUACGCUACUUUCAAUGUAUACAGGGACCUUGUUACAGAUGGUGCAGCACUGCCAUAUAGUAUUAGCUUGGCAGUGCAUAUUUGGCCUAGGAAAUAAAGGAAGCACAUUGUACAAUAAUGGGAGGAGCAAGGGAGAUUUAUGCAUUCUACUAACUUUGAAGGGACACUAAAGAUAAAAUUAUUUGAGGUAUAUACCAAACUAUACCAAACAAGCCAUUCUUGGCCUGAGAGGAGGAGGCAUGGUAAGCGAGAAAAGACUCGAAAACGAAAUACUUUUGGCAACACCGCCUCGAAGUUCUCGCACCAGCCUUGCCAUGGCUUCAUGGAUUUUGAUGGCAUUUGUUUGGGUUUAGUUAAUUUUUAUCUGUAAAGAUGAAUUGCACUCAUCUCGGAGCCAAAGUCUGAACUUGGCAAGAUUACAGAACUUUAACUGAGCCACCACUGGCCUGAAUAUGCGAAAGUACUUUCAAAUUCAUGACGUCGCACUGACAUACUGGUGCUUGGCUUAUGCUGCGACAUUCAAAAAUUAGAACACUGGCCUUCAUUCUCUCUUCUAUUAGUCAACCUAUUGCUGCAAAAUGAAUGAAAAUAGUUUUGCAAAACUACAUUUAUCAGGCUAUUCUAUUGAUGCAUUGCUUUAGUGUCCCUUUAACUGCUUGAAUAGUGCAUGAACAAUAGGAACUUGCCCCCCCCCCCCCCUCCCACCAGUGACUGCUCCUCAAUACGGACCAACACACAGCACGGAAAGGAGAGAGAGAAGUAAAUGUAGAAACAAAUCUGCGUUGAUGCCAUGACUUUCAUGUGCUGUGCCGAACCGUGUAAACAGUGGUGUGUAUGGUUUUUGUGCAAAUUGGCAAAAAAGCAAAGGGCGGGAAGAUGCGUGAAUAGUUGUGUAUCAAGCAGUGCUCAUGACUAGUCGUAGUUGGUCAUGCAUUUUCGCUCCUUUUGCUUUUUGCUUGGCUGCACAAAAACCAUAUGCAGCGGGUUGGUAUAGCACUUUUGGGACACUUCUAGCCCGACUUGCGGCCACAAAUUUCAUGUGUGCAACCUGUGUGAUAUUUUUAAGACGGACAUGCACAUGUUCAUUGUCAGUGCCAGCCUGUUGUCGGGAAGCAGGUUCUUAUCUUUCAUUGUUCCUGACAGUAGUGAUCUGCAUCAGGCAGAUUUGUGAAGUGAACUUGGCACUUACGAGCACACCAGAUGUGAAAUAGACAAUGUCAUUUCUGUACCACUAGUGUUUCUUAGAGUACUACAGUCGUGAAGCCCACAUUUGUGGGCCAAUUUCGCCAAAUCAUUCCAUAUCCUGAAUUUGUUCUGCUGGUAUGUUUUUAAUAGUGGUUUAGUAAUGAUUUGAAAAAAAAAAAAAAGAAAUCUUAAACUUCUUGAAAUCCGUAGGGGUGAGUGGAAGAACAUUGAUGCUGAAUGUUGCUGAAUUCUGUGUCAGGUACACAUGACUGUUGUGGCUAAACCACUGGCUUAUUCAGAAAGAAAUCACGGAGCAGCCCAUCUGUUUUAGAUGAAACACGGCAUGCAUCUAAAUUCAGUUACCAUGAAAGAUGGUGCCAUUAUUGCGUUCCCACAUUUCUACAUUUUCUUGCCUCAUCUCGCCACAGGUGGUACAUACUUGUGAUUUUUGUUGAAUGAAAAGGGCAUCCAAAGUGCAGAAAUGUGGCAUUGAACAGUGCCUGCUGCAUGAUGUCUCAUCUGCACAAAAUUUGAGCACAAAUGAGCCAGUGGUUUAUCUGGGAGUAAUGCAUAUCUGUUGCUUCUGUUUGAGCUAGCUUUGGCAGACGUCAAUGACUGAGCAACAAGAGCCAGUGCAAAUCAAUGCUCAAGGCAUUGCAAAACAUCGUCCCAAUGCACAAAUAAACAUGGAUGAGCACAGAUGGACAGCAAGAAUGCCAGAACACCGGAAUUAUUGUUGUCCUUCUCUGCUCGUCCUUAUUUAUUUGUGUGCUGGAACAAUGUUUCAUAAUGCUAUUCACAACCAACUGGCCCAGCUGUCAACGCUUAGCUCAAGGCAUACGCACUUAGUAGGAAUUUAGACUUGUGGAAAAAUGGAAGUUCCGGUUGAAGUCUUCCAAAUAAGCUCCAUUUGUGCAAUGCUUGACAGUUCAGUGGAACAUCGAUGCAUUUUGUAACAAUUUGAAGACAUAUUUCUAAAGUGGUGCUAACUUAAAAGAUUGCUGCUAAGUAGACAUAUGUUGAGCACCUGGCUGGCUUCAAUUCCACACUUGCAACAUUUGUCAUAUAGUAACUAAUGAAAUGUCUAAUAAGUUGAACAUGAAUAAUAAAUUGAUUACCACACAUUUACUGGCAUUUGCCACCGCUAGUAGUAUUGUGUUGCUGAAGGAAAAGUCAUCACUUUCACUAUGUUACGUUCAAAUUUUAAGAUCUUGCUCGUAUAUUUGGAGCACGUGGCAUAAUAAAUAAGCAAAUAAAAGAGACAUAUAAUUGAAAUAGGUGUACAUUAAAUACAGACUUUGUUUCCUCCAAAUGCAGCAACCUGGACGUACUGACAUUUCAAUACUUCAAUAACAGUUACAAUGAUGUAUCAAAAGUAACACUGUAUGCUCUGUCUUCACAGACUAAGCUGUUAAGACAGAUGCAAGGGUGAUUGCCAGAUUCUGCAUCGAGAUGUCCCACUCCUUCGAAGGAAUCCAAAGGAAUCUGGAUUUAUUGAAUAUGCUGUCGCACAGCGGCACCACUACUUUUUCUCUUUAGUUGAUUGCAAGGAAUGCUAUUGGCAAAAAUGCUACCGCAUGCAAGAAGAGUAAUAUGGAACGAAAUUGUUAUUCUUCUUUGUAAAUUGUUUGCACAUUUGUGAUCACUGCAGUUGAUUACCAUAGAUGUAAGUCAAUGUAAAUGGUGUAAACAUCCACCAUUUCAUACCUGUGCACUCGGAUGUGGAGUCGUGCGGCCGCUUCCGACAGCCUUGUGUGUAGUACACCUUGCGUUCGUGACCCUGCGCACGGGGCUGGGUGGCAGCACCUCGUCCGUGGGUCACAGGCGUCGUGCCGUGGCCGCUCGCCACGAUCAGGUGAAUGCGGCCCCGCAGUUACGCUCACUCCAGUGCUGCCACCAGUUCACUGUUGCGACUUUUUGUCCCUAGAGUAAGCGUACAGCGUGAUAAGCUUGUGUAACAGUCACAUGGUCGGUUUCAGUGACCACUGUAAUUAGGUCACUAAAAACAUGAAAAGCCCUAUUGGCUGUCUCGCACAAAUAGGAACAAAGGAGUCAUUUACAUAUGUGUGUUUCAGUGGCCCUUGGCUUCAAUGGUCAUUGAAAGUGAAUGCGUGACUGCUGUGUUAUUCCUUUAUGUUGUCAAAUCGCCACUUGGCACUGCCUGUUUGCAUACUUCAAGAACAUCCACUGGGUUGAAUAACGGGCAUUUCUGAUGGCUGUCUAUACCUCAUGACAGCAGUGCAUCAACCGUAUUUGGAUCCCUAACCAUUAUAUUCACGAACAACUUUCUGCGGCAAUGCAGGGAAAGCAGUGUAGUAGGUGCAGUGCAUCUGUGGCAACACUCCGGAAGAUAAUCCUACAGUCUCAUUCUCAUUUAUUCGAGCUGGGGAACAGGAAACAUAAGCAUACUGGUUACUACUGAACUCAUUGCAUAAUGUCUUAUAGCAGAUGCCUCUCGGUUAUAAAUUCGACUUUCAAGGUUUAGCUUGGCUCUUUCAUGCUUCGGCAAAUUCUAAAUGGUCAAUAAUAAUAAAAAAAAAAUCGCCAUUCAUGCGCCCACCCCUCAUGUAAAUCCCAUCUGGGGACCCUCGAGGUUCAAAAACACAAAAAACAAAACAAAAACAAGCUAUGGCAUAUAAACUGGAUGAGAAUGUGCUGUCAAACUCUGCUGGACUACUUGGCACACUAACAUACCUGCAGAAGUUCCACAGCCAUAGCUUUCCUAUCAUUGCCUCAAUAGGUUGUUUGCAAAUAUAUUUCUUUUACAGUGAUAAAAAAAUGUCCGCUGGUACCGCAGCAAAUGCCCUAGCUGGAACUACUGCAGAUCUUGAAGAAAUAGAUAAACAUGACUGAAGAAAAAGUAGUAAGCUUUUAUUUGAAAAGUGCAGUUGGCUGAAAUGAAAUCAAGCCACAAACCACGUUGUAAUAAAGUUCCAUUCAAUACAA
Molecule: messenger RNA, 11667 nt
Organism: Dermacentor andersoni
Lineage: Eukaryota; Metazoa; Arthropoda; Arachnida; Ixodida; Ixodidae
Cellular component (GO): MSL complex
Molecular function (GO): chromatin binding
Source: RefSeq, a predicted model, not a curated record